Ogataea polymorpha is the source of this 2582-nucleotide messenger RNA. RefSeq lists its product as uncharacterized. Gene Ontology annotation, molecular function: protein binding; RNA binding. Gene Ontology annotation, biological process: mRNA cis splicing, via spliceosome. Bases 661 to 2037 code for a protein of 458 amino acids. The record is from RefSeq and is a predicted model, not a curated record. Gene Ontology annotation, cellular component: U1 snRNP; U2-type prespliceosome. Lineage: Eukaryota; Fungi; Ascomycota; Pichiomycetes; Pichiales; Pichiaceae. The transcript has a single exon.
AGUUUUGAUUGUAUUUGAUUUUCUAAGGAGGUUAUAUGGCUAAUCGAACACGCUCAGAUAUGCUUCUGCGACAAAUCUCGCUCUGGAAUUGAGGAACAAUUUCAUCUCGCUGAUUUCUUUGUCGACGUCUUCCAUAAAUUCGAUGAUGAAGUCGAUCAAUUUAUUCUUCAUCAUCACCUCGUUGUGGUAAUUUGUGAGCAGGAACGAGAUAUCGUAAUCUGGGAUUGGCGUUCUUCUGAGAAUUAGAAAGUUCUCUGCUCUUUUGGUCAAGAAUCUGGUGAACUUGUCGACCAGGAUACUCUCUAUUUCAUCGCUUUGUUUGAUUUUGAUGGACACUCUCACAGAAUUGAUGCUUGGUUCAAUGAGUACGCGUUCGUUCUCGUUUCUUGAUAUCAUCAUAGGGUUUAGCAGCACCUCUGUUGUCUUCUUGUUUUCCACUUCGGGAUAAUUGUGACGCUCAACGAUCUGAGAAGAAAAGUUCUCCAGACAGAGUGCCACAUUCAGCGAGUGCCUAACUGCUGUGAGAUACGGUUUGAGGGAUUGAGACUGAUGUUAGCACCACAGAUGCCUAAACUUACCAUUUGGUAAUAAAGAGGUAUUUGCUGUUAUUCGGAAGAGAUGGGUGUCGCACGAAAAAAAUAAUUUUCCAAGUCCUUGAGUAUGUGGAGCGAAGUGGUAGACGAGGAAGGCCGUGUUUACUACUACAACUCAGACACUGAGCAGACGCAGUGGGAGAGGCCUGAAGACUUGAAGGAGAGCAGGGUUGACGCUGCCUUAGAGAAGUCAAAAUGGCAGCGAUACUUCACUGACGAGGGCGAGGUCUACUACUACAACGAGGAAACAGAGGAGAGUGUUUGGACACUUCCCGACGAGGUGCGCAAACUCUUAGACCCCACAGCUGCUGAAGAGCCGGAACCGGCCCAGGAGAAUGGUGACAAGGUAUUUGACUCUACAAAGAUUGUGGAUCUAAGCAGUUUCUUUACGGACGAGGAGCUCAGAUGGGAGAAGAAUGCAGACGCAAAAACAGAUCAAUUUGUUCAAAUGCUGGACGAAUACUCUGUAGGAACAGAUUGGACAUUCCAGCAGGUGAUGGAGCGGUGCAUUGUGGAUAAGCGGUAUUGGACUUUACCUGACUCGAUUACGAGGAAGGAAUGCUUUGAGGUUUAUUUGCUUCGAAAAGCCGAUGAGGAGUUUCGAGAAAAGGAAAACUCGCGCGAGAGUUACAGAAAUGCAUUUUUCCAGGUUCUGGACAAUUACGAUAUAAAGUACUACACCCGAUGGAACACAUGUGCGAAACUCAUCAUGGAUGAGCCUAUUUAUUCACUUAUACCACCCAAGAUGAAACGGGAAUUUUUUGAGGAGUACGUCGGUAAGUUGAAGCGUGCGCGGGAGGCGGAGAUUAGGGAAGCCAGGCGUAAACAGCUCGAGGAAGUGGAGGUCAUUCUGCGAGCAGAGCUCACCCCGAGGUCGCAGGUGGACGGUGCUUUCAAGACGCUGGAUAUGGAGCGGUUGCCCCAUUUGAACAAACUAGAUGUGCUCACAAUUUAUGAGAGUAUCAUGAACGAGUUGGAGCGAUCAUUCCAGGCCACUGUCGCUGAGCACAAUAAAAAAAAUCACAGAGCAGAUAGGAAGGCCAGAGACGGUUUCAGACAGCUUUUGGAGGAGGUAAGCCAAAAAAUCGAGUUCACAGCAAAAUUGAAAUGGCAUGAGCUUCUCCCAUAUAUAAAGGAUGAUCCGCGAUUCAUCAAUCUUUGCGGCAGAAAAGGCUCACUUCCAAUCGAUUUCUAUUGGGAUAUUCUUGACAAGGAAAACCAAACUCUGAAAGCCAAGCGAGAUUUGGUGAGACACAUAGUUCCUACUGCUGAAAACAUGUCUCUUGAGGAGUUCACCAGAGUUGUUUCGCAGAAAGUGGACAAUGUAUCAGAAAGCGACUGUCGACUCAUAAGAGAGAUGCUUUUGGAAGAAGGAAGACAAAAAGGCGAAGGGGACCGCAGAAAACGACUAAUGACGCUGGGUUACGGGGUGGCUAGAAAUUAAUGAGAUAUAUAGAUAUGUGUACUAUUAUUCGUCCUGUACUAACGCAGAGAGACCGAGUAAUGCCAUCAGGGCGUACUUGAAGUACACGUUCUCCGUAAUGAGGAUCGUAACAUACCCAACUAGAGGGACGUAUCCAAAUACUCUUCCAAGAAUAUCUUUGUCUCUUUCGAGAUACUGCUGUCCGUAAGCAUAUAAUGGUAAAUCGUCUCGCUCGUUAUUGUCUCCUUUAGUCAGGAGCAGCUGUUUUUGCACUUUUUUCUUUGUUUUCCGAUCCUUCUCCAUCACCCUGUGUUCUCUAACAACUCUAUGCACAAUUGGGAUAUCUUUCUCUUGCAAUUUGUAGACAACAACGUCUCCUACUCCGACGUACUCUUCUCUAUUCCAAAGAAACAGCACGUCUCCUCGUUGGAAAGCUGGCUCCAUGGAUCCAGAAAGAACCACAACAAUCGGAGAGUUAGACAUGGUCACGAUGGAAAACAGCUUCCAGAACGCAAAGGCGCUGGCUAAAACCAUGGCCAUGCUCAGACCCGAACCCAGCUGUUGAC